AUGCACGCCUCGCAUUCCUUGGUCACAAUCCGGGCGGCUAAGCGCCCCACUCCUCCCCUACUUUAUGCUGAUAGUUUACUUUGCCAUGUAUUACUGAUCGUCACAUUAUCUGGAGUAUAG
Blumeria graminis f. sp. triticale is the source of this 120-nucleotide messenger RNA. The record is from the annotation of a GenBank genome assembly. NCBI's taxonomy places the organism in Eukaryota, Fungi, Ascomycota, Leotiomycetes, Helotiales, Erysiphaceae.